Molecule: messenger RNA, 2166 nt
Organism: Wasmannia auropunctata (little fire ant)
Lineage: Eukaryota; Metazoa; Arthropoda; Insecta; Hymenoptera; Formicidae
Product: tubulin delta chain-like
Exons: 2
Coding region: 23-1411 (462 amino acids)
Biological process (GO): mitotic cell cycle; microtubule cytoskeleton organization
Cellular component (GO): microtubule; cytoplasm
Molecular function (GO): GTP binding; structural constituent of cytoskeleton
Source: RefSeq, a predicted model, not a curated record
UGGGACGAAGGGACACCCGGGGAUGCUCACGUUGCAGUUCGGACAGUGCGGGAAUCAACUCGGAUGCGAUCUGUUCUCGAAGGUAUCCCACGAUUUAGGGAGCCCGAACACCGACGUUUCCUACGGCGCGAAUUACGAGUACGCGGAGAGGACGAUCGAGAGAUGGUUCGACGGGAUCGCGGAGCGCGGCCGGCACUGCGCGCGGGCGAUCCUCGUCGACACCGAGGAGAAGGUCGUGAGCGAGAUGUGCAAGGACGCGGCGAGCGCGUCGUGGCUCUAUCGAACAGGUAACGUCGUUUGCCAGUCGGGCGGUGGUUCCGCCAACAACUGGGCCUACGGCUACACGAUAAACAGCCGACGCCUGUCGAACGCCGUGCUGAACGUGACGCGACAGGAGCUCGAGAGGCUGGAUCGGCCCCAGGGAUUCCUUCUGCUUCUCGGUUCAGCUGGUGGCACCGGGUCCGGCUUAGGAAGCCGCAUGGUCGAGCUCCUGCGUGAGGAGUACGAGACCAAGCCUAUCGUCGCGGCGAUCGUACUGCCGUUCACCUUCGGAGAGGUUUGCACUCAGAAUUACAACACCGUACUGACGCUGGCCAAGUUCUCGGACAGAGCGGACCUUUCCGUGUUGUUCGAGAACGAGCAGAUGCACUCUAUGUGUACCAAUCUGUUGAAGAAUUCCAACACCACGUUGCGCGACAUGAAUGGCAUCAUUUCCGAGAAAUUGCUUGCUGUCUUUCAACCUAGCAACAACGCUGGGUGUAACACGAAUUUUUUAAUAUCCAAAAUUGCUGCGCAUCCCAACUUUAGGUUCGCAACGGUCAAGAGCACUCCCCAUACACCUGCAACAUCUCUGCAGUACGAACUCACGCACAAGUGGGAGGUGUAUAUACGUCAUUUGAGGCAGACUCUUCGGGUAUCAAAGUCACAGGCGGAAUUAACGAAUGCUCAAUUAAGGACGCCUGAUCCUACAUUAAGCAGAACAAUAAUGUCUCACACAUAUAGUCCUUGCGUAUCCAAUGUUCUUGUAACACGUGGUAAAUCUAUAGAGAAUGAUGUUCUAGCAUUGGAAGAUUUGCGGGAAAGACAUCUGUACCCAGAGUGGACCUUAAAUUCCUUUACUCAUUUGCAUCAAGAACGUAGGUUUCUGAACCGGGACAAGUUCCUGGCAUUAGUCAGUAAUAAUUCGGAGAUACAUCGACCGUUGGAUGUAUAUCUAGAUAAGGCAUGGGGCUCCUACAAAUGUGCGGCUUUCUUGCAUCAGUAUAAACAAUUUGGUUUGGAGGACGACGAUUUCUUGCGGGCUUUUGCAAAGAGUUCGAUCUCUCUUUCGUCACUCCUACACUUUUAUCGAGUAGUGCGUAGGCGCUUACGUGAGACCUUGAAUGCCACGGUCACGGUUACUACGAGAUGAAGAGGGAUGGACAAGUGGCUGUGACGUCAUUUGAGAAUCGACCAGGUUGCGGCGGCAGGUUGCGGCUACGGACGCGAUGAAAGAAACUUUCCGAGAUAGUAGCGAGAAAGGGACGAGCGGGAGGGGCGGGAAGUCGAUGGACGAAGGACUGUGAUUACCGAGGAAAAAGCGAGAUGAGAAUAAGCCAGAGAGUUAUGCGGCAUGUCGUAUGACGUGCGUCCCGUCGUCGUGACGUGUAUUCCAUUCCUCAACCAUCACACUCCUCCGGAACGCGGCAAUUUCGUCUAUAUAUCGUAUUAGAUAUUCAGGAUAUAGUCAUCUAGAUAUUUAUCUCAUAUAUAUGUAUAUAUACAUGAAAGAUGUAUGAGAUAUCCUCUGCACAGCAUGCGCGCGCCUUUCGGUGAUAAAUGCAGAAUCAGGAGCCCGACCACCCCGUUUCUUGGAAACGAGAAAAACGUUUCUAGGAAUUGCUACUCGUCACCCCGUUACCCUCCUCCGCGCCAACUCGGAAACGAUCCAAAGGAAUGAUGCGACGGGAUCUCGGCGGCGAGUGAGCUGGGAAAGAUUCGUAUCCCGAAAAAUAUUCGCGUGUUUUUGUUCUGCGGGGCGGAUGUGUGUAUUGUUUCUUUAAUCUGGCAAGAUUCACUAUUUAUUAUAUUUAUUAUCGCAUCAAAAUCAGAACGAAAAUCUAGAAAUUUACUGUUGACAUUUCUUUGAUAAUUUCUUUUGAAUAAAACAUUUAUAAUUUUCUAUAA